Molecule: messenger RNA, 798 nt
Organism: Hydra vulgaris (swiftwater hydra)
Lineage: Eukaryota; Metazoa; Cnidaria; Hydrozoa; Anthoathecata; Hydridae
Source: RefSeq, a predicted model, not a curated record
AUGUGGCUCUUUGAAAGAGUUAAAAAUUAUAUUAAAAAAGUUCACUCAAGGUUAUUGUUGGAGGACCAUCUCUUAAUUGUACUCAUAAAACUAAAAUUAGGUCUAUUAAAUAAAGAUAUUGCUUUUCGAUUUAGACUAAGCCCAGCAGUAGUUUCAAAAUUUUUCAGAACAAUAAUACCAAUUUUUUCUGCUAGAGUUGUUAAUCUCAUUGUUUGGCCAGACCGUGGAAUAAUAAGGAGUAACCUUCCUAUAUGUUUUAAAAAAAAGUUCAAAGAUUGUGUUUGUAUUAUUGAUUGUACUGAAAUAUUUAUUGAAAGGCCAAAAAAUUUAACUUCACGAUCACAAACUUGGUCUAAUUACAAACAUAACAAUACCAUUAAAUAUCUUAUUGGUAUUACUCCAGCUGGGGCAGUUAGUUUUUUAUCUCCUGGCUGGGGUGGUCGUGUUUCAGACAAACAAAUAACAUUUGAGUCAAACUUUUGUCAGAAGCUUUAUCCUGGUGACUGCGUUCUUGCUGACAGAGGAUUCAAUAUUAGAGAUGAACUAAAUGCUGUUGGGGCAACGUUAAAAGUUCCAGCAUUUACAAAAGGUAGACAACAGUUAUCUGGGUGGGAAGUGGAUACAUUUAGACAGAUAUCUAAUGUUUGCAUACAUGUAGAAAGAGUGAUUAGUCGAAUAAAAAAGUUUCGUAUUAUUCAUAUGACUGUGCCAAUCAUCCAAGUGGAUUUGUUAGAUGAUAUUAUGAUUAUUAUUUGUGCUCUUGUAAAUCUCAAUAUGAGUUACUUGAUUAAUUUUUAA